UUUAAAUUUGACAAGAUUACCUCAAGAUAAUCAAACCUGGCCUAUUAUAUUCGAAAACCUGAUAGGAAACUUGAUAAGAAGCAUGCGCGUGAGAAAAAUCCACCUAAAAUCAUGGUUCAUAUUAAUGCUUCUAUGUCACCUCUGUAUUAUUUUAGAGGAUUCUUACGACGGAGAUGGGUGUGCGCUCCAAGAUUAUAGUGAUCAAUGGGAGUUAAAGAAUUUCGACUUCAGUGAUUUCAUCAAUUCAUCGAAGGCAGAAUUCAUCGGCCGACAGUGGCUGUACCAGGAAAUGGAAACUGUUUUAGAGCACACUGAAAAUCGUGGUGUUUUGAUAACUGGAAAUCCAGGCUCUGGUAAGUCUGCUUUCCUUAGUUAUUUGCUUUGUUCCAGAAGAUCAAGUCCACUUAUCCACAGCAGAAUUCUUGGGUAUCAUUUUUGCAUGCACUUCGACAAAGGAACUCAGAAUGGGGCCAAGUUCGUUCGAAAUCUUGCCAACAUGAUCGCUUGGAAACUGGAGGAAUACGGCGAACUCGUUGGGACUGAUCCCUUUGUUCGUAGAGUAUUAUACAAGGAUUGCCCUCAAGACUCGGAAUGGUGUUUCGAACAAGGAAUACUUACACCCUUAAAAAACCUUGGACUGCAGCCUGUGAAACCUUGGUAUAUUGUCAUUGAUGCCUUGGAUGAGUGUGCAAAUGACAAAGCAGAAGUUCUUAAUAUUCUUAAAUCCAAAGUUCAACGUCUUCCAAAGUGGCUGAAGCUGAUUUUGAGUUCACGGAAUGUGAGCAUCAUCACCGCAAGUUUCGAAGGGCUGAAAAGAGUAGAGUUACAGUCGGACGACACAAAAAACCUAGAAGACAUCGACACAUAUCUAUCCCUCAAGGUGUUUUCUUGGAAAGAUUCUCUCCUGCAUAAAAUUAAAACCACCCUUGCAAUCACAAAUAAUGAGGCGCCAGCUCAGACAAUUGUUUCAAUUUUGACCGAGAAGGGUCAGGGAAACUUUCAGUUUGUUAAAGUUGUGCUGAACUUGUGGAUGGCAUCAACCAAAGAUGUCAGUUUGGAUACGUUUCCCCAAACCCUUGACACCUCUUAUCAGUUGUACUUCGAGAGAAAGUACACCACACCAGAAUCUUUUCAACCCUUGCGAGAAAUUUUUGAAGUACUAGUUGCAGCAUAUACCCCCCUUACUAUCCACGAAAUACACCUACUACUCAAGCUUGAACACCCAGCUCUUGACCUAGAGUACGACCUAAUGCCUAAACUUGACCUUGUAUCUUUGUUUUUGUGGCAUGGAUCAGGAGAGGGUCUCAUUCGGAUUCAUCAUGCAUCUUUAUCUGAGUGGCUCACGAGUGAUAACAACAAAGGGAAAUUCUAUUACAUCAAGAAGCAAAAUGGUCAUAACCGUCUUGCAAAGUACUAUCUGAAAAAGGCGUAUGAAAACAAUUUACCCCUCAAGCCGGAUAAAGCUUUUCACCUGGCGAGUCAUAUUGUUGAAGGCGGUGUUUAUGAUUCUUUGGUGGAGCAAUUUCUGUCUCUACCCUCAAGCCAUAUUAACACAAGCGACCCUUUGACUCAAAUGACUGCACUUCACCACAGUUCCAGCUGGUUUAAUGCAGAUGUUACUAAACUUCUCGUGGGCCACUUUAGCGAUGUCGACAGUGUAGACUACAACCAACGUACACCAGCGUUUAUAGCGGCAACUUCUGGCUACUUAAAAAACUUGAAGAUUCUGUUUGGUAGGGGUGCCAACCUCAACCGAAGAGCAGCAUACUUGGAUUUGGAAAGUGCCUCUCAUUCCAAAAAUCCCAUUAAAGAGUGUAGAAGAAAGCUAUGCGGAUAUUCGUUAUUGCAUACAGCCGCUCAAGAAGGUAACAAUGAUGUUGUAGCCUUUCUUAUUCAGCACAAAGUGAACAUUUUCAGCACAACUGGAACUAACAAUACUGCCAUGCAACUUGCAGCGGCAAACGGACAUCUUAAAACUGUCCAGAUUCUUCAGAGAGCUGGUGGAGAAUUGGAUGACAUUUCACUCCAUCACGCAGCCGCAGGGGGCCAUAAUGAUGUCGUACAGUACCUACUGAAAGAGGGAAUGGUAGAUAAUUGUGUCCAGAACAUUCCGUUUUCGGGUUUUCCUGAUGAAGAAGAGCUUGAAUCGGAGUGUACUAAAUUACGUCUGUAUGAUAACCAUCAUCUUUACCUACGAGAAACAGCCCUUCAUGCCGCAAUCGCUCGAGGAAAUGUUGACGUGAUUAAAACCCUGUUGAGCGAAAACCACAGUGCUAUCAAUUGUCCAAAUUCUGCGAGAAGACUCCCCUUGCACGAGGCCGUUUACGCAAAUAAUUAUAACAUUUUAGAAACACUGUUGAAGUUUGGAGUGGAUCCCAAUGUUCAAUGUGAUGAGAGAAUGUUAUCAUCGAGUACUGGUUCCCUCACAGUGGGCAUGAUGCUUCCAACUCCUUGUCCGUGUGGAUUUGCUUCUUUGCACAUCGCUGCUAAGCAUGGCUAUCAUAGUGUUGCCGAGAUGCUCAUCAAAUACAAAGCAGAUCCUAAUGUGUUUGACUGUAAUGGUUCCACGCCACUUCACAUCGCCUCCUGCCACAAUAAGCCAUCCCUUAUAACACUUCUGGUCAACAGCGGAGUAGAUAUCGAUGCAAGAAGCCUAAAUGGAUCGACACCCCUUCACAGCGCCGCGUCGUGUUUUUCAAAGGACAUUUUCGAGCUUCUGUUUGACCUGGGAUGUGAUUACCGAGCAACUGAUGACGAGGGAAUGACGGCAUUACACUAUGUGGUAAAAGAUAUAGCACACGUAGGUUUUGAGUAUUUUGCAGACUUGUACGUGACCAUUCCUAGGGGUUGGAUUGAGAAACAUUCUGGAGCCUCUGAGACGAUCAUAAGCGAAUUGGAUACUCAAUAUCCUUGGUUAAAUACCUUCAUCAAGCUUGUUGAACUGGUUAGCAGGAAAGAAAAAGCUUAUAAAAUUACUGCUUUAGCCAUGUACGACCAUAGAAAUCGAACCGUCUUCCAUAUAUUAGAAGAGAAAACCAAUGCUUUCAUCUAUCUAACAGGAAGCAAUCGCCUGAGCGAAAGUUUCCUUGUGCUCUCCUUAACUCCUUUAAUUCCUUCCUUCGACAUCGUAAUUUCUGAAAGGGUGAAGAACCGUGUUGUUGCUUUAAAUAAGCCAUACGAACAAGCUUUGGUUGCAAAGUCUUUAACGAGUGUCAUAUCGCGAGCAUUUACAUCAACAUUUACAAAGUUCGACUGCUCAUAUCUGCUUGACUAUGUGAGACUCCAUCUUGUUCUCGCAGCUAACACCUUAUUACAAGCGGGUGUGGACGUUAAUUGUCGAGGAGCCUCGGGGUUAACUCCUCUGCUUGUUUAUUUGCGUAUCGGCGGCCGUCACAUGUCCAAAGUUCUUGUAAAACAUAACGUAAAAGUGGACAUUGCAUGUGGAGAUCCCUUCGAGGAUUCAGUCUUUCACCUAGCGUCAUAUCACAAACUGCAUUACCUUCAUUACCUUUACGAAUAUCUACUGGGAAGUGAUAACUGGCAUAAAUAUUUGCAGACAAAACAUGCGUUGUUCGACUACUUUCUGGAUAAAUACGACGAGCCCGUUGAAAAUCGUUAG
Messenger RNA from Stylophora pistillata, 3619 nucleotides. RefSeq lists its product as uncharacterized. Gene Ontology annotation, molecular function: protein binding. The record is from RefSeq and is a predicted model, not a curated record. Lineage: Eukaryota; Metazoa; Cnidaria; Anthozoa; Scleractinia; Pocilloporidae.